Molecule: messenger RNA, 531 nt
Organism: Belonocnema kinseyi
Lineage: Eukaryota; Metazoa; Arthropoda; Insecta; Hymenoptera; Cynipidae
Exons: 2
Coding region: 1-531 (176 amino acids)
Source: RefSeq, a predicted model, not a curated record
AUGCUCUAUAGUGUCGAAGUCUGUGCGGACGCCCUAAGACACAAAUUCCACAAGAAAAAGCUUGUGACGGUACAGAGGAAGGAAGCCUUAAGAGUGGCAUGUGCUUAUAGAUCCGUAUCCGGUCCGGCGGUGUUGGUCAUAGUCGGAUGUACCCCAUUGACCUUCUUGCCACCGAGAGGAAAAGGAUAUAAGAGGCCAAGAGGACAAGUAACGACAAGGCUAACGCGACCCGGGAAAGGCAACAAACGCUUCUCAAAUGGGAGGAGCGAUGGGAGGAGCGGUGGCAGGCAGAGAACGGGACAUGAGGAUGUGAACUAUUACAUCACCCAGUUCCUCUCUGGUCAUGACUACUUCAAUGCCUAUUUAUUCCGUUGGAAAAGAAAACCUAGCCCUAACUGUGACUACUGCCCAAACGAGGCGGACGAUGCAGAACACGCGUUCUUCAGGUGCACUAGAUGGGCAGCAGAAAGGCGUGUCCUGGAAGAAGAGAUCGGUGUUAGUGUUACGCCGUCAACGUCGGAGCUCUGUUGA